Molecule: messenger RNA, 261 nt
Organism: Closterium sp. NIES-65
Lineage: Eukaryota; Viridiplantae; Streptophyta; Zygnematophyceae; Desmidiales; Closteriaceae
Source: the annotation of a GenBank genome assembly
AUCGUGGACGUGGUUGAUCUGCUGCCCGGCCCCAUCUGGCACAUCAUCUUCUGCCACGUGCUGCUGGGCGAAUUGCACGAGGGACGCAGGACCUCGCGUCUCCUUCGACUUUUGAAUCGACUCAAAAAUAAACUGCGGAACCGGGGUAGCUCCUCGGAGCAGCAACAUGCGGAGGCAUCGAGAACCUUCGGCUCCUGCUGGCCUCUGCUGCGCUGCGCCAUGGUCUGCAAGAGGCUCCUUUAUCUUGUCGCCUCCUUCCCC